AUGGAGGAGUUUUUAUCAGAUAUUCGAGUUGCCACACCAAGAACUUCUAACUUUUAUGUUGCAUCUACAACAACACGCUCAAGUGGAAAUGCAACAUUAUAUGCAAUUGCACAAUGCAUUGAAAACACAACUCAAAAUAUUUGCCAAGACUGUUUGGAUACAGCAUAUAACAAUUUAGUAGAUUGUCUCCCUAAUACCGAAGGAAGAGCUAUUAAUUUGGGGUGUUUUAUGAGGUAUUCUGGCACACCAUUUUUUAAAGAUAACCAGACGAUUGACAUCACGUCUUUUCUACAAGAAGAGAGUUCAAGCAAAUUAGGCAUGAUUGUUGCAGUAACAGUCGGUGGAGGCAUAUUCUUGCUUAUCCUUGUUUUCUCACUAUGGUAUCGACUACGAAAAAGAUCAAAGGCAAUUGAAGAAGAUGCUUCUGAGCUACAAGGGGCAGUAAAUUUCAGCUAUAAAGAUAUGAAACUAGCAACUGGAAAUUUUAGCGAAGAAUAUCGAAUAGGGAGAGGAGGAUUCGGUGAAGUGUAUAAGGUAAUAGUAUACAAUAAUUUAUUUAGUUUUUGA
Lactuca saligna is the source of this 567-nucleotide messenger RNA. Lineage: Eukaryota; Viridiplantae; Streptophyta; Magnoliopsida; Asterales; Asteraceae. The record is from the annotation of a GenBank genome assembly.